AUGUCUGCUGACAGAGACAGGAAGGAGCUCACAGAGCAAUCGGGAAACAGUCCAUCCUCUAGUCUGAGAGAGCUGGACCUGAGUAAUCACAACAUCCAGGAUUCAGGAGUAAAGCUUCUGUCUGCUGCACUACAGAGUCCACAUUGUGCACUGGAAACACUGAGAUUGAGUGGUUGUUUCCUCUCAGAGAGAAGCUGUGAAGCUCUGUCCUCAGUUCUCAGCUCCCAGUCCUCUAGUCUGAGAAAGCUUGACCUGAGUAGCAACGACUUCAGGCAUUCAGGAGUGAAGCGUCUGUCUGCUGCACUGCAAAGUCCACACUGUACACUGGAAACGCUGAGAUUGAGUGGUUGUUUUGUCUCAGAGAGAAGCUGUGAAGCUCUGUUCUCAGUUCUCUGCUCCCAGUCCUCUAGUCUGAGAGAGCUGGAUCUGAACAACAACAACCUCCAGGAUUCAGGAGUGAAGCUUCUGUCUUCUGCACUACAGAGUCCACACUGUACACUGGAAACUCUGAGACUGAGUGGUUGUUUCUCAGAGAGAAGCUCAGAAGCUCUAUCCUCAGUUCUCAGCUCCCAGUCCUCUGGUCUGAGAGAGCUUGACCUGAGUAGCAACAACCUCAGGGAUUCAGGAGUGAAGAAUCUAUCUGCUGCACUACAAAGUCCACACUGCACACUGCAAACUCUGAGAGUUACUGGUUGUUUCCUCUCACAGAGAAGCUGUGAAGCUCUGUCCUCAGUUCUCCACUCCCAGUCUUCUAGACUGAGAGAGCUGGAUUUGAGCAACAACAACCUCAAGGAUUCAGGAGUGAAGCGUCUGUCUGCUGCACUGUGGAGUCCACAUUGUAUACUCAAAACUCUGAGACUGGGUGUCUGUAACCUGUCAGAGAGAAGCUGUGAAAUUCUGUCGUCAUUUCUCAGCUCCAAAUCCUCUAGCCUGACAGAGCUGGACCUGAGUGACAAUGACCUCCAGGAUUCAGGAGCGAAGCUUCUGUCUGCUGCAGUGGAGAGUCCACAUUGUACACUAGAAAGUCUCAGUUUGUCACGCUGUCUGAUUACAGAGGAAGGCUGUACUUCUCUGGCCUCAGCUCUGAGCUCCAACCCCUCCCGUCUAAGGGAGCUGGACCUGAGCUACAAUCAUCCAGGAGACUCAGGAGUGAAGCUGCUG
Messenger RNA from Oreochromis aureus, 1161 nucleotides. RefSeq names its product ribonuclease inhibitor-like. Gene Ontology annotation, molecular function: protein binding. NCBI's taxonomy places the organism in Eukaryota, Metazoa, Chordata, Actinopteri, Cichliformes, Cichlidae. The record is from RefSeq and is a predicted model, not a curated record. The annotation marks the transcript as partial. The transcript is spliced from 8 exons.